CCUGUAUCGUGUACUAGGUAUUUUUCAGCGUAUAUAAUUUUGAACCCUUCAAAGAGGGUGUACAACAUAACGAAAUAUACAGCUGUGACAGUGGUUUCAAUAUUAGUCUUGUUCGAAUAUGUUUUAUUCAUAAUCGCAUAAUUUUAGCGUUAAUUUGAUAUUAUUGUGAUUUGAAAAAUAUUGGAUAAUGGAUGUAGAAGGCUCAAGACUCCAUUGGGGAGAUAUUUUAGUUAUUGUGGGUUAUUUUGUAGCUGUUAUUGCUGUGGGAAUAAUAUCAUCAUGUCGAAAUCGAGGAAGUAUCAAUGGUUUUUUCUUAGCUGGAAGAAGUAUGCAUUGGAUCCCGAUUGGAGCAUCUUUAUUUGCUAGUAAUAUUGGAAGUGGACAUUUUGUAGGAUUAGCUGGCUCUGGGGCAGCUGGUGGUAUUGGUAUUGCGGUUUUUGAAUUAAAUGCUAUUUUCAUAUUGAUGAUUUUAGGAUGGAUUUUUGUCCCAGUUUACACAGCUGCUGGAGUAUAUACCAUGCCAGAAUAUCUAAGGAAGAGAUUUGGUGGACAGAGAAUCAGAAUUUAUCUCUCAGUAUUGGCUCUGCUUCUAUAUGUUUUCACCAAAAUAUCCGCUGAUUUAUAUUCUGGAGCUAUAUUCUUGACCCAAGCUUUGCCAGAGCUUAAUUUAUAUGUAGCUGUCAUUAUUUUAUUAGCAGUGGCUGCUCUUUUUACUAUUGGAGGCGGUCUGACUGCUGUAAUCUGGACAGAUUUCAUACAAACAGUUAUCAUGUUAGUUGGUGGUUUUAUUCUUAUGAUAAUGAGUUUCGUUAAAGUUGGUGGAUAUGAGAAUCUGGUAAAGGAAUACUUUGAAGCUUGGCCAAAUACAACUAAGGCAAAUAUUGGAUUGAACAACAACUACAGCUAUACAGAUUGUGGAAAACCACCAGCCAACGCAAUGAAUUUUAUUCGAGCAGCUGAUGAUGGAUCUUUACCGUGGCCAGGAAUCUUUUUUGGAUUGACCAUUUCGUCUAUUUGGUAUUGGUGUUCUGAUCAGGUCAUUGUACAAAGAGCACUUGCAGCUAAGAAUAUUUCCAACGCUAAAGCCGGUACAAUCCUUGCUGGUUAUUUGAAAUUUUUACCACUUUUCCUUAUCGUAUUUCCUGGUAUGAUCUCAAGAAUUCUUUUCCCAAAUACUGUUGGUUGUGCUGAUCCUGAUGUAUGUUAUGAAGUAUGUAAGAGUCGAGCAGGAUGUACCAACAUUGCUUACCCUACUCUGGUGUUAGAGAUAAUGCCUGCUGGGUUAAGAGGACUGAUGUUGGCUGUAAUGAUGUCAGCUCUGAUCUCGUCACUCACCUCUAUAUUUAACAGUAGUAGUACAAUCUUUACUAUGGAUAUUUGGAGAAGAAUCCGAACCAAUGCUACAGAAGUUGAACUUAUGAUCGUUGGAAGAGUUUGUGUGUUGAUAUUAGUAGGUGUAAGCAUAGCCUGGAUUCCUAUUGUACAAAAUAUAUCAGAACUGUUCCAUUAUAUACAGUCUAUAACUAGCUACUUGGCACCACCAGUCUGUGCAGUUUAUGUUUUGGCUGUUUUCUGGAAACGCACAAAUGAACUGGGAGCUUUCUGGGGUCUCAUGGCAGGAUUAGUGGUCGGAUUAAUCAGAUUUGGAUGGGAAUUCUCUUAUGACCCGCUUCCUUGUGGUGAAGAAGAUAAAGAUACGCGUCCAGAUAUUAUCAAGAAAGUCCAUUACUUACAUUUUGGUAUCAUAUUAUUUGGUAUUGUGGUCAUUGUAACAUGGAUUAUUAGUGUAUUGACUGCACCUAUUCCAGAUAAAUAUCUGCACAGACUAACAUUCUGGGAUAGAUUCAAUACUCAAGAGCGAGUUGAUAUCGAUGAAGAGGAGAAGGCGAACGAGCCCCAGAAACCCAAAGAGAAAAUCUUCACAGACGACGACUAUGAUUCCCUACCAUGUCAUAAGAAAGCAUUCCAAUGGAUCUGUGGUAUUGAGAAAAUGAAUGAAGACAAUGAACCUACAGUGGAAGAGAAGAAGAUCAUCGAGAUGAAACAGACGUCUAUUUAUGAAUCUUCUUUCUGGAGUAGGGUCUUGAAUGUCAAUGCUAUAAUAUUGAUGACCGUUGCGGUUUUCCUGUGGGGAUUCUGGGCCUAGGUACCUCUAAAGUCGAUGGCUGUAUCCGGUAUAGUUUAAAGACAAAUUUUAUAAUGCUAAUGUGAUACUUUAUUUACACACAUCGGACAAUUAACCAUAUUAGAUGGCUUGUUGAAGAUAGUGUUUUUUCUUUUUGGUAUUCAAGUGUAAUUUCAGUUCCACCAAAAUAUAAUCCAUCAGAUCAGACCGAUCAGAUUGAUACCCUGAAUUUUACAAACACCGAAUCUUUGUUCAUUAGUGGCUAAUAUAAUUCAACUUGAGCUGAGACCUUGGUUAAUUAUUUGUUCAUCUGUUCUAUGAAUUCUGUCAGAGCUGAUGACGUGGGUACGCAGUAGCUCUAAUACACCAUGCUCUUCUGGCAAUAAUCAAAACUUGACCGAAAAUCCACCAAUCUUGUGUAUUGACAAAUUGAAAAUAAAAGAAAUCAAGAUUCAUAUCCAAUGAAUAUUUAUACAAAUUAAGAUAUUUUGUCUCUGAAAUAACUUGCCAAUUGUUUCGAUUAACAUAUUUUGUAGAUGUGUAGAUAUAAUACUAACUUACCUUACAAUAUCACUCCCUCCGACACUUGUAUAUGACUAGUAUCGACACUUAUAUAAGAUCUGUAUCGACACUUGCAUCUCAUCUGUAUCGACACUUGCAUCUAUUCUGUAUCGACACUUGUAUCAGACUGGCAUCGACACUUGAAUCUAACUUGUAUCGACACUUGUAUCUAACUAGUAUCGACACUUGUAUAAGAUCUGUAUCGACACUUGCAUCUAUUCUGUAUCGACACUUGUAUCAGACAAGUAUCGUCACUUGAAUCUAACUUGUAUCGACAGUUGUAUCUGACUAGUAUCGACAUUUGUAUCAGACUAGUAUGACAAUUGUAUAAUAUCUGUAUCGACACUUGUAUCUAACUUGUAUUGACAUUUGUAUCUUACUUGUAUCGACACUUGUAUCUAACUUGUAUCGAUACAUGUAGUUGAAGUAUAUUUUCAUAAAAAAAAAAACAAUUUUAUUGACAUGACAAAAAGUUUACCAUAUUCAAAAGAUAAAUUUGAUCAUUGAUGGCCAAAAAUCUUUUAUCAACUUUUUUCAAUUUUUGUUAACCUAGGUUCCCUUAUUUUAAAUUUAUUUAAUAAGAAUCGUUGAAUCAGUGUAUAUUUGGGGUAUAUCUUAGAAAACUUAGAAAUAUUAAAUUGUACAUUUUGUAGAAUAGAUCGUUUUAAUUGAAGUCAUAACAUGAAUUCCUUUCAUUGAAUUCAAUAGUAUUUCCAUUUUAAUUAAUAAAUAAUUUAUAUAAUAGAUUA
Molecule: messenger RNA, 3435 nt
Organism: Lottia gigantea (owl limpet)
Lineage: Eukaryota; Metazoa; Mollusca; Gastropoda; Lottiidae
Exons: 14
Coding region: 188-2146 (652 amino acids)
Biological process (GO): transmembrane transport
Cellular component (GO): plasma membrane
Molecular function (GO): D-glucose:sodium symporter activity
Source: RefSeq, a predicted model, not a curated record